GGUAUAAUGGAUCGCCAUAUCGAAAUUUCAUUACCCCGAUGAUAAAAAACGUUACUCCAACAAAAAUGGACGGCGGAUCUCAGCUUAGAUAAACGCAUGCGAUCCUACGUGUUGAACCGUUCUUCGAACUAAGCGGCUGCGCCUCGUCGCUUUUGGCAACAAAAACUCAAUUUGAACUUUGAUUUCCAAUCAAUUCAACCACGAGAAGGCUUACAAAUUAUACAUGUAUACCAAGAAACAAUAAAAGAAUUGUAUAAUCUAAUCGGUGAAAAAUGGGAAUUCCGUCAGAAAUGAGGGAAACGUGGGCAAACCGCAAGAAAUCUCUGUUGAUCCCAUCCCCAGUUGAAGAUGAGAAAAUUCUCCGGUCCAGGCAAUGCACUCAAGAAGGAGUGCGUGCCGGAGCAAAAGCUGCUGCAAUUGCAAGCGUUUCCAGCACAGUGCCUACUUUGAUUGUUUGUCGAACGGUACCUUGGGCAAAGGCAAAUCUCAAUUAUACGGCCCAGGCACUCAUUAUAUCUGCUGCAUCAAUUGCAGCGUAUUUCAUAACGGCAGACAAAACAAUCCUGGAAUGUGCAAGGAGAAGUGCACAAUCCUGGAAUGUGCAAGGAGAAGUGCACAAUACGAUAGAUCGUCUUAAGUUGUUCUAUCUCAUCAUGUACUUGGUUGUGCACUCCAUGAUCUGUAUUUUGACAUAAUCUUCUCAAAUUUUGAUGCGAUUUGACUGUAAUCUUUUGAUGGUCAUGUUUAUCAUGUAGUCUCCUCAUUGUUACUGAGAUUUACUUCGUAGUAAUUACAGCACCUAAUGCAUGACUGUGAGAGAAUAUUCUGAGUACAAAAAUAGAGCGUUUCUCGUGCAGACA
This is a messenger RNA of Olea europaea var. sylvestris, 860 nucleotides long. RefSeq names its product early nodulin-93-like. The transcript is spliced from 4 exons. Lineage: Eukaryota; Viridiplantae; Streptophyta; Magnoliopsida; Lamiales; Oleaceae. Bases 273 to 695 code for a protein of 140 amino acids. The record is from RefSeq and is a predicted model, not a curated record.